GUAAAAGCGGUAGAUGUGAGCAGGGCACGGUGCUGUGGAUGUUAUAGCUCUUCUGGUGACUGGAGUCUUCUGACCGGAGAGAUUAAACACAGAUUUUGGAGCUGAGUCGUGUUCCUGUGCCGGUAGAGCGAUGUCUCCCGAUGAGCUGGUGUACUUGGGAAUUCUCGCUGCCUCCAUCCCUGCUGGAUUCCUCUUCCGCUACCUCAGUCCGCCUGGGAAGCAGGGAGCAGCUCUUCUCCUGGGCCUCUCCAUCACCAUUGCCACGUGUAAUAUCCACACACUGCACUCUCUGGUGACAGUGAUUGGAACAUGGAUCAUUAUAAAGAGCAGCUGGAGACACGCCCCAGCACUGAGUCUCAGCUGGACGUUUAUCUACCUGCUCUUCUUCCGGCUGGUCACAUGGUUCGGUCUGCCAUCACCGACACCAUUUGCCAAUGCCGUCCAGCUUCUUCUCACUCUCAAGAUGGUGAGUUUAGCCAAUGAGGUGUACACUUUCCACAUGGAGAAGAAAAAGGAAUUGAGCUCUUUUUCUAAGUCUCCUGUCGUCGGUGGUCUGUCCGAGGAGCCCUCUCUCUACGAUAUUCUGUCCUAUAGCUACUGUUAUGUGGGUAUAAUGACCGGUCCCUUCUUUCGCUUCCAAACGUACGUUGACUGGCUGAGGCAGCCGGCGCCCCUGGCCCUCCCCGGCUUGGCACCGUGCCUGCAGCGUUUGAAGCUGGUUCCGGUCUACGGCGCUUUGUUCCUGGCCGUAAACUCUGUCUUUCCUCUGGCUUAUGUUCGCACAGACGACUUCCUGGAUCAAAACUAUUUCUUCAGGUUGUUCUACAUGAUAGCGGUGUUCUUCGUGUUUCGGAUGCGUUUCUAUGCAGCCUGGUGUGGAGCUGAGGCCGGGUGUAUCAGUGCAGGUCUGGGCUGUUAUCCAGAAAAAGCACUGUCCAAACCUGGAGGAGGACCCACAGUCACCUACAGUCCUGAUCCCUCAGUGGAAGAGACAUACGACUUCAAAACCAUCCAGAACAUUGACUGCUACAACACGGACUUCUGUGUGAAGGUCCGACACGGCAUGCGUUACUGGAACAUGACGGUGCAGUGGUGGCUGCAUCACUACAUCUACCCCAACUCCCCCUUCAAAGCCUACACUCUCAGGGCGGGCUGGACUAUGUUUAUCAGCGCCUACUGGCACGGACUACACGUGGGCUACUACCUCUCCUUCCUCACCAUCCCCUUGUGCAUCGCAGCCGAGUCCGCCAUGGAAGCCUCCGUCCGAGCUAAACUGGGUCCUCGUGGUCAGAACAUCUUCGACUGGGUCCACUGGUUCUUGAAGAUGAGGGCCUACGACUACAUGUGCAUGGGCUUUGUGCUGCUCAAGGCCUCUGACACCAUCAACUACUGGACGUCCAUCUACUUCAUCAUGCACAUCAUCGCUGUUUGCUGCAUAGUAGUGGGCAGGGUGCUGAAGGGAGGGAGAGGGGAAGGGAGGAGAGGGGACAAGGAGGAGAAAAGAGAGGGAGGGAAAGGAGGGGAAGUGAACAAGAAACCUGGAGAAAAAACAGACUAAAGGGAGGUAAAGAAAAGAAGGGAUGCUUUUUCGGACACAAGGAGCUAAUUUUAGAGACGUUCCAACAUAAUUUGCAACAACACCCCAAUACAAGUCCAACAAGAUAUCCAGUGAGAAAAGUUCAACUCAAUUUUAUUAAAUGCAAAUACACAGUCAGACAGUAGUGUCACAUGUAAAUGUCGGUAAAUUGUCGCCACUGGAGACAUUGCAUAUACAAGUACUGUGAACACUGGUGGAGGAAUGUUUGAGCACAAUGAAUGUUACUUUUGUAUUGAGAGGUAACCUGAGCAUCUGCCUGUACUUACUGUGUGAUUUACUCCGAGAUAUCGUGCUCAGUCUUAAGUGUGUUUGGAGCCGCAGAGCUCGUCAUUGACACGUCAAACCAGUGUAACCAUCAGAAUUAUUACCACAACCAACAAAUCAUUUCAGCAGCGCUCAGUAUUGUGUUACAGUACGUUUAUACUGGAGUAAAGAAUGAAUGGAUUCUGAUGGUAAACAUGUUAGCAUGGCGUCAUCUUCAGGGCUCAGCUGUCAUGACCUGCAUGUUAAUACCAGUCCCUCUGUAGAUAGAUAGAAACAUCUCUGUGUUCUUGGCCAGUAGAAGAGAUCUUCACGUGUUGCCCAAACUUCCUUGAAUGCUUUGAUCUUUAAAGCUAGGGUCACUAGGCCUCCUCCUGGCCUCCAGCUGACCGUGAUGAUACAGCCACGCUUUGAACUUUCUAUUGGUUGAUUUUCCUCAACCAGACUUCUGUUUGCUUUUCAAUGUUGAGGAUGUUGUUUUUAGUCCGAUCGUGUGUGAGUGUAAUUUAUGAAUUGUGUGGAACAAAAGGAUUUUGCUGCUGUUUUGCAUCUCAAAUCAACACCAACAGCAAACAGACUCAACUCAAUUAUGUUUCUAGUUAGAUUUAGAAAAACGAUAUUGUAAAAUGCACUUUGUUGCAGUGAUACAUGGAUUAUGGUGCACAGUGAAACUGGUUUGGUGUUGACGGAGCACAAGGUCCAGAUUACAUCUCUAUGGCUGCCCAACAACACAAGGACCUCUGUAUGUGUUUAAAUAAGAUGAAGCAUUUUCAGCUUUAUUAUUAGUGGCUAAUUAUUUCUGUGUGAUAUAAUUUUCUCUGUUUGUAUUUGAUCUUUCCUUACAUUUGUACCUAUUAACCUCUCAGCUCAUAUCAGGGUACUGCAUGCACUGACACCUCUAUAAGUAGUGUUGUAUCCGGUGAAGAGAGUGCCAUGUGAAAAACAUUAACAGUCCAUUCACUGCCAAAAUGUCUGUACUGCCAUCGGGGACCAUUCAGGGUUGGGACCAAACGUUUGAUACAAAGUGGCGUGCUAACAUCGUUUAAUAAAAAGAUGCCGACGUCAGUAUGGAAAACAGCACAGUUUAUUCUGGGCGAUACAGUGGAAAUUAUAUCACAAUGUUAAUUAAAUGAUUUUACAGUAUUGAUAAAUGUCACAAUAUUAAAAAAUGUUUGCAAAUCACAUCAGACCGAUCUAAGGCUAUACAAACUGAACAAUGAACAAAUGAACAAACUGAAACAGAUCUUUGGAACAAUAUGCUUCUGCAAAAAGUUGAACACUUACUUAUAUGAGCAUGACUGAAUGCAGAAUCUAAAUGUAUCUUUUUUUCUGUGUUUUGUUUGAUUCUGAAUUCGACUUGAGUGAAUGGAGAUAAUUCAAGUAACAAAAAUUGCAUAGAUUUUAUGUUUUGCUGCUUCUCUUUGCCAAACCUCAACCUUUCCAGAAAUCCGUUUAUUCAGUUUUUAUUAUUACACCAGAGUGAUGUUCUUUUGGCUGUUUGUCCAUUUUGUUUACACUUUUUUUGCCUUAGUUUCCUUCACCAACUGUAACACUCCCUGCUCUGUAAGUGUUACAUGUGGAGUGACAGUACACGUACGCCGUUCCUCACCGAUAUUACUUGUCUUCUCUUUUUAAAGUCUACAUUUAAUGUGGUUGUGGAUGAAUCAUUUGUUCAUUACAAACUUCAUGUUGACUGUGUGUAAAUAAAAUCAAGAUGAAACUUGUGGAAAAA
This is a messenger RNA of Paralichthys olivaceus (Japanese flounder), 3590 nucleotides long. It is a transcript of the gene mboat7, whose product is annotated as membrane bound O-acyltransferase domain containing 7. The record is from RefSeq and is a predicted model, not a curated record. Gene Ontology annotation, molecular function: lysophospholipid acyltransferase activity. Gene Ontology annotation, biological process: phosphatidylinositol biosynthetic process; lipid modification. Gene Ontology annotation, cellular component: membrane; mitochondria-associated endoplasmic reticulum membrane contact site. NCBI's taxonomy places the organism in Eukaryota, Metazoa, Chordata, Actinopteri, Pleuronectiformes, Paralichthyidae.